Molecule: messenger RNA, 2531 nt
Organism: Durio zibethinus
Lineage: Eukaryota; Viridiplantae; Streptophyta; Magnoliopsida; Malvales; Malvaceae
Product: pentatricopeptide repeat-containing protein At1g33350-like
Biological process (GO): RNA modification
Molecular function (GO): protein binding; RNA binding
Source: RefSeq, a predicted model, not a curated record
UCAAAAGCUUUCACUUAUUUCCGUUAGAAUAGACGGUACAAACAGGCAUGCUUCAUGAAUGGUUUAAGCCAACUAAAAAUGAACCAACAUUUCUUAGCAAUCCUGGAAAAAUGCAAUCAUCUCAACCAUCUGAAGCAACUCCAAUCCUUCAUCAUCACCCACGGCCAGUCCCAAACCCAAUUCUACAUCUUCAAGCUGCUUAUGCCUCUCACCCCAACUAUCAUACCUCUGCAUUUGCUCUUUAUCGUCACAUGCUUUGCAAGGGGAAGCCAACUCCCAACCAUUUUAUUUACCCUCAUGUCUUAAAAUCAGCUCCUGAGGUUUUGGAGUCCAAUGGCACAAAACUGGUUCAUACCCAGAUUUUUAAAUCGGGUUUUGGACAAUACCCAGUUGUUCAAACGGCUCUUGUUGAUUCGUAUUCGAGGACGGGUUCUUGCAUUGAGAUUGCAAGGGAUUUGUUUGAUGAAAUGUCUGAGAGGAAUGUUGUGUCUUGGACUGCUAUGGUUUCUGGGUAUAUGAGAGUAGGGGAUGUUGGAAAGGCUGUUUUGCUUUCUGAGAAGAUGCCUGAUAGGGAUGUUCCUUCUUGGAAUGCUGUUAUCGCAGGGUGCACACAGAAUGGAUUCUUUUCUGAGGCUAUUUCACUCUUGAGAAAGAUGGUAAUGGGGGGAAAAGAGGGAGUGAAUAGGCCCAAUCAGGUUACAGUUGUUUGCAGUCUAUCAGCUUGUGGAAACACUGGGAUGUUUCAGCUUGGUAAAUCAAUCCAUGGUUAUGUUUAUAGAAAUGGUAUUGGUAAUGAUUGUUUAGUAGCUAAUGCUUUGAUAGAUAUGUAUGGGAAAUGUGGGAGCUUAGAAACAGCAAAAAGGAUUUUUGAAAUGAGUUCCAAGAAAAACUUGACAUCUUGGAACUCUAUAAUCAAUUGUUUAGCGCUACAUGGACAAAGUGACAAGGCAAUUAGUGUGUUUGAGGAGAUGAUCAAUUGCAGAGUUGAUGAUAUAAGACCUGAUGAGAUUACCUUUAUCAGUCUGUUGAAUGCUUGUACACAUGGAGGAUUGGUUGAAAAAGGUCGUGCUUAUUUUGAGUUGAUGACUAGUAGUUACAAUAUUGAACCUCGGAUUGAUCACUAUGGUUGUUUAAUCGAUCUUCUUGGUAGGGCAGGAAAGUUUGAAGAAGCAUUGGAAGUCAUUAAUUGUAUGAAGAUGGAACCUGAUGAGGUUGUUUGGGGCUCAUUGCUAAAUGGGUGUAAAAUAUAUGGUCGCUUGGAUUUGGCAGAGCUUGCAGUAAAAAAAAUGAUUGAAAUUGACCCAAACAAUGGUGGUUAUGGCAUCAUGUUGGCAAAUUUAUAUGGAGAGUUAGGGAAAUGGGAUGAUGUACGCAAGUUAAGGAAGAAGUUGAAGGAGCAGAAUACUUAUAAGACCCCGGGUUGCAGUUGGAUUGAGGUUGAUAGCCAAGUUCAUCAAUUCUAUUCUGUUGAUAAGACACAUCCUAGAACUGAUGAGAUAUACAAUAUCCUGGAAAGCAUGGUUGGUUUGUACUAAGCUCAUAUUGUUUUCACAGUUUUGCCAGCCUGGGACAUUGGCUUUACAGUCCAAAUCUUCUUUUUGACACAGUGCUUUUACGAACAAGAUUGUCACUGAUAUAUCAGAAAACUUUUCUUAUAUUCUUUUAUUUUUGACAAACUUUGGCUCAUAUGCCAAGAACCCCGCAUGGGAACAGGUUUAAUGGCAAUCUAUUUUACUGGAAUGGAAGCAGAGCUUGCUUUAGCUGUGGCAGAACUUCUGUGAAACUUGUGAAACUGAAGGUUAUUUCCUUCAUGCUCCAAUGGAAUUUACAGGAAAGAAGAAGAAAAGUGUCAUACCAACUACUUUAAUAGAUGUACAAGAUGUGCAAAUCAGAACUGAUGGCUCUCUAGAGGUACAAGGGGAAAUAGAUGAUUCCAAAGAGCUGAAUGACCCUGCUUUUUUAAUGUUUCCCCCGACAUAUCUCGCGAGAAGGAAUGAGAAAUGAAGAACAAGAGCAAAAAGUUAAUAUUUGGUUGUGAUCGCCAUUAACAAAGCUUUCUCUCUUUAUAUUCAUCUUACAAGAUAUACAAAGUUUGUUAUACAAUUUAGCUGCUCUGAAUAAUUCUUGUAGACUGAAUAAACAAAUAGGAUUGAAGCAACCCAUUAUAUUCCAAAAUGUUAAAUUGGAGUUUUUUAAUGUGGGCAAAUUAAACGGGGAAAACCCAAAAAGGAGGAAAGCUUACCCUUCGCUCUACCUGUGGCUGAUCUAUCUUCUCCCCAUCAACUUCCUGACAAUUUUUGCCACCAUUUCCAGCAGAAGAGCUGGUUUCAGAAUGCUCAAAAUCAGGAUUUGCUUACCUCUACCUCUUCCAUUUCCAGGUGAUUGUUUAAUAGCUUUUUGCCCGCAAGCUGCCUGCAAAGAUGGUUCUGGAGUGCUCAUCACAGGUAUAGCAUACUUACCAGGGUUCUGGCUUUUCCUUGGUGGCUUGGGCACUGAUUUUUCCAAGGAUUUUCUUCGACAAUGAGAACCUA